GGAGUCAGUAGGAAGAUGCCCCCUCAAUUGUGUGACUUUCAUCUACCACUGUCUCCAGAGGAGCUGCUGAAAAGUGGAGGAGUCAACCAGUAUGUGGUACAAGAAGUACUGUCUGUCAAACAGCUUCCUUCACAGCUUAGGGUGUUCCAGGUUGCCUUCCGAAUGCAGGGGCCUCUAGCUGUGUUGGAGCAUUUUGACACACUCUAUAGCAUAUUACAUCACUUUCGAAGUAUUGAUCCUGACCUCAAGGAAGAUGCCUUGGAAUUCCUGAUGAAAGUGGUGUCUCGUCACUCCCAGGAUCUCCCAGCUGUCCUAGAUGACACAACUUUGAGUGUAUCAGAUCGAAGUGCCCACCUCAAUGCCCUCAAAAUGAAUUGUUAUGCCCUGAUCCGCCUCAUGGAAUCUUUUGAGGCCACAACUAGCAAGACAAGCUUAAUAGACCAUGGAGGAAAGGGCAAAAAGAGUCGGACCAAGGCUCAAGGCUUUGAUUGGGAAGAAGCAAGGCAACCAAUUCUCCAAACGCUAACACAGCUUCUGCAGCUAGACAUUUACCGCUUGUGGAACCACUCGGUGGUUGAAGAAGAAUUUGUUAGUCUGCUAACAGGCUGCUGCUACCGACUUCUUGAGAACCCCAGCAUUAGCCACCAGAAGAACCGUCCAACUAGGGAAGCCAUCACCCACCUCCUUGGGGUAGCUUUGACACGCUACAACCACAUGCUCAGCGCUACCUUAAAAAUCAUCCAGAUGUUGCAGCACUUUGAACACCUGGUAUCUGUGUUGGUGGCAGCUGUGAGCCUUUGGUCAACUGAGUAUGGAAUGAAAAGCAUAGUGGGGGAAAUUGUAAGAGAAAUUGGACAAAAGUGCCCUCAGGAAUUAAGUCGUGACACUUCAGGAGCUAAGGGCUAUGCAAGUUUCCUGACAGAGUUAGCAGAACAAGUCCCAACUGUUAUGAUGUCCAGUAUGAGUGUCUUAUUGGAUCACUUGGAUGGAGAGAACUACAUGAUGCGCAAUGCAGUUCUUGCAGCUAUGACAGAAAUGGUGCUGCAGGUGCUGAAUGGGGAUCAGCUGGAAGAGGCAGCCCGGGGCACUCGGGAUCAAUUCUUGGACACCUUGCAGGCCCACAGUCAUGAUGUUAACUCUUUUGUGCGAAGCCGUGUGUUGCAACUUUUUACUCGAAUAGUCCAGCAGAAGGCUCUUCCCUUGACACGCUUCCAGGCAGUGGUGACCCUUGCAGUAGGGCGACUGGCUGACAAAUCAGUGUUAGUGAGUAAAAAUGCUAUCCAGCUGCUGGCCACCUUCUUGGCCAACAACCCCUAUUCGUGUAAGCUAAGUGAUGCUGACCUGUCCCGACCACUUCAGAAGGAGGCUCAGAAGUUGCAGGAAAUGAGAGCCAAGCGGCGAGCUACAGCGCCCUGUGUGGUGCCAGACCUUGAGGAGGAGUGGGAAGCCAUGUUGCCAGAGCUUCAGUCCACCUUGCAGCAACUCCUGAAGCUGCCAGAAAGAGAUGGAAAGGAAGGAGAAAACCUUGGUGAUACAGAAACAGCUGAAGAGGUGGCAAAGCACAUCCAACAGCUUCUUGUCAAGGCCAGUUAUAAGCAUGCCAUCACUCUCACCCAAGAAGCUAUACACCACUUCCAGGAGGAAGCACCCUUUAAUCAUAUGAACCAAGAGGACUCGGAAGAGACUAGAAUCCUGAAUCUGCUAAGAGAGAUCUUCAAAGGCCCCACAAGUUCCACUCAGGACAAGAAUCUACAGGUUUCUCCAGACAAAACAGCCUCUGUGGAUGCUGUACCUGAGGACAAACAUGGGAUGGUAGAGAACAACAGUGACAAGGAAGAAUUAGUAAAGCAAGAGAUGCUAGUACAGUAUCUGCAGGAUGCCUACAACUUUUCUUUGCAAGUCACUGAAGCCAUUGGUAUCAUCAGCAAGAUGAUGUAUGAAAACACCACUUCUGUGGUACAAGAGGUGAUUGAGUUCUUUGUAAUGGUGUACCAGUUUGGAGUACCACAAGCACUGUUGGGGGUACGUCGAAUGCUACCUCUUGUGUGGUCCAAGGAACCCGGUGUCAGGGAAGCUGUGCUCAAUGCCUACCGCCAGCUCUACCUCCACCCCAAAGGAGAUUCUGCCAGAGGCAAGGCUCAGAUUUUAAUUCAAAACCUCUCUCUGCUCCUGGUGGAUGCUUCAGUUGGGACAAUUCAGUGUCUGGAAGAAAUUUUGUGUGAAUUUGUGCAGAAAGGAGAACUGAAGCCAGCAGUAACCCAACUGUUGUGGGAACGUGUUACUGAGAAGGUUCCCUGCUCCCCCCUGGAGCGCUGCUCCUCUGUCAUGCUACUUGGAAUGAUGGCAAAAGGAAAUCCAGAAAUUGUUGGCAGCAAUCUGGGCACACUAGUAAGUGUGGCACUAGAGGAAAAGGUAGAACAGGAUUAUCGACUGGCCCAGCAGGUAUGCCAGGCCAUUGCCAACAUCUCUGACAGCCAAAAGCCUGGCCUGGGCAAAAGCCACCCCCCAUUCCGGCUGCCCCAAGACCACCAAUUGUUUGAGCGGCUCCGGGAGAUGGUGAUUAAAGGUUUUGUCCACCCAGACCCACUCUGGAUCCCCUUCAAGGAGGUGGCAGUGUCCCUUAUCUAUCAGCUAGCAGAAGGACCUGAGGUUAUCUGUGCUCAACUGUUACAGGGUUGUGGGAAGCAGACUCUGGAGAGGAUACAGGACCCAAGUACAACUGAGGAGUGCACUAAAGCAGCAGCUACACUUCCCACCUUCCUGCUGAUGAAUCUGCUGUCCUUGGCUGGUGAUGUGGCCCUACAACAGCUGGUGCAUUUGGAGCAAGCAGUGAGCAGUGAGCUCCGCCGACGCCGCGUCCUUCGAGAAGAGCAGGAGGAAGCCAAGACGAAAGGGCAGAAGGAAAAGAAUACCAGCAAUGAGAGUACCAUGGAGGAGGAGUUAGGCCUAGUAGGUGCUUCUGCUGAUGACACAGAGGCAGAGCUGAUCCGAAGUAUCUGCGAGAUGGAGCUGCUGGAUGGCAAACAGUUACUCUCAGCUUUUGUGCCCCUUUUGCUCAAGGUCUGUAAUAAUCCUGGCCUCUAUAGUGACCCAACCCUCUCUACAGCUGCUUCACUAGCUCUUGGCAAGUUCUGCAUGAUCAGUGCCACUUUCUGUGAUUCCCAGCUCCGCCUCCUCUUCACUAUGUUGGAAAAGUCUUCACUUCCCGUUGUUCGAUCCAACCUCAUGGUGGCUAUUGGGGAUUUGGCUAUCAGAUUCCCCAACCUGGUAGAGCCCUGGACUCCUAACCUUUAUGCUAGACUCCGGGACCCAGCUUCUCAAGUUCGGAAAACAGCCGGGCUGGUAAUGACACACCUAAUCCUGAAGGAUCUGGUGAGGGUGAAGGGGCAGGUGAGCGAGAUGGCCGUGUUGCUUAUUGACCCAGAGCCUGAAGUUGCUGCUCUCGCAAAGAACUUUUUCAAUGAGCUUGCUGGCAAGGGCAACGUAGUCUACAAUCUGCUUCCUGACAUUAUAAGUCGCCUGUCUGAUCCCGAAAGUGGAGUGGAGGAGGAAUCUUUCCACACCAUCAUGAGGCAGCUUCUGUCCUACAUCACCAAGGACAAGCAAACAGAGAGUCUGGUGGAGAAGCUGUGCCAAAGGUUCAGAACAGCCUGGACUGAGAGGCAACACAGAGAUCUGGCCUACUGUUUGUCAUUGCUGCCGCUCACAGAGCGAGGCCUUCGUAAGAUGCAAGACAACUUUGAGUGCUUUGGAGACAAAUUGUCCGAUGAGACCAUCUUCAAUGCCUUCCUGGCAGCUGUAGGCAAACUUCGGCGCUGGGCUAAGCCUGAGGGCAAGGCUCUGGUGGAUGAAUUUGAACAAAAACUUCGGGUCUGUCACACCCGAGGACUGGAUGGAGCCGAGGAGCCUGAGACUGAUCAAGGUGCUGAUCCGCUAUCCCAGCCAACAACUGGAAGGCACAUCAGUGACACCUGUCUUCGCCAAGGCCUCCCUUCAGCCACUUCAGACAGUGACUUUGUUACCCCUCAGCCUCGGGGUACUACUGAACGACGUACUAACACCAGAAAGCCAGUUUCUAAGAAGACUGCAAUCGUCUUUUCCAGCGAUGAAUCUAGUGAGGAAGAGUGCUCAGCAGAGAUGACAGAAGAUGAUGAAACGCCUAAGAAGACAACCCCUAUCCGCCGAGCAUCUACCGCAGCCAGAAGGCCUUAAGGCGCCCUCCUCCCAUCCCUGUCGUGUAGGGAGAGGGGGCCCUGUGGAAAUAAUUGAGCCAAGGCUGGCUCUUCUUCCUCUGUAAUAUAUGUUUCCCUGUGCCCUUGUUUUUUUACAAAUAAAAAAAAAUUCAUGUACUUCC
This is a messenger RNA of Vombatus ursinus (common wombat), 4354 nucleotides long. RefSeq names its product non-SMC condensin I complex subunit D2 (gene NCAPD2). Bases 16 to 4212 code for a protein of 1398 amino acids. Gene Ontology annotation, biological process: mitotic cell cycle; meiotic chromosome condensation; mitotic chromosome condensation. The transcript has 31 exons. Gene Ontology annotation, cellular component: condensed chromosome, centromeric region; nucleus. Gene Ontology annotation, molecular function: histone binding. The record is from RefSeq and is a predicted model, not a curated record. Lineage: Eukaryota; Metazoa; Chordata; Mammalia; Diprotodontia; Vombatidae.